Messenger RNA from Perognathus longimembris pacificus (Pacific pocket mouse), 1452 nucleotides. It is a transcript of the gene Cyria, whose product is annotated as CYFIP related Rac1 interactor A. The record is from RefSeq and is a predicted model, not a curated record. Gene Ontology annotation, biological process: regulation of actin filament polymerization. The coding region runs from base 293 to 1264 and encodes 323 amino acids. Gene Ontology annotation, molecular function: small GTPase binding. The transcript is spliced from 12 exons. Lineage: Eukaryota; Metazoa; Chordata; Mammalia; Rodentia; Heteromyidae.
ACCAUCUGGACUAUUUAUUUCUGUCUUCCCAAUGGAGACAAAGUGAGAUGUCAGAUGCUGAACUCUCUAACCUGCUUAAGUUUUUACACCUCUCCCAAAUGAUGCUCCUAUAAUGGUAGCCAUUGAAAGAGAGGAGGGAAGGGAGCACUCCCUUAAGGACGGAGAGCCUCUCGUGACUACAGACCUAAUUUGGAAAGGCACGUGCUGUGGGCUCACAGCUGCUCUGUUGGUUCAUCGCUUCAGCCUGGAGUCGUGAAACAAGAUCACAAGAGACUUUUCCAGGUUUGCUGGGAUGGGAAACCUGCUUAAAGUCCUGACCAGGGAAAUUGAGAACUAUCCACAUUUUUUCCUGGAUUUUGAAAAUGCCCAGCCCACAGAAGGAGAGAGAGAGAUAUGGAACCAGAUCAGCGCUGUCCUCCAGGACUCGGAGAGCAUCCUUACCGACCUGCAGGCUUACAAAGGCGCCGGGCCCGAGAUCAGAGAUGCAAUUCAAAAUCCCAAUGACAUUCAGCUUCAAGAAAAAGCAUGGAAUGCGGUAUGCCCUCUGGUUGUGAGGCUAAAGAGAUUUUACGAGUUUUCCAUACGGCUAGAGAAAGCUCUUCAGAGUUUAUUGGAGUCUCUGACCUGUCCGCCCUAUACACCAACCCAGCACCUGGAACGGGAGCAGGCCCUGGCAAAGGAGUUUGCAGAAAUUCUACAUUUUACCCUUCGAUUCGAUGAGCUGAAGAUGAGGAACCCAGCUAUUCAGAAUGACUUUAGCUACUACAGAAGAACAAUCAGUCGCAACCGCAUCAAUAACAUGCAUCUAGACAUUGAGAAUGAAGUUAAUAAUGAGAUGGCCAACCGGAUGUCCCUCUUCUAUGCAGAAGCCACACCAAUGCUGAAAACUCUCAGCAACGCCACGAUGCACUUUGUCUCUGAAAACAAAACCCUGCCAAUAGAGAACACCACAGACUGCCUCAGUACAAUGACCAGUGUCUGUAAAGUCAUGCUGGAAACUCCGGAGUACAGAAGCAGGUUUACGAGUGAAGAAACUCUGAUGUUCUGCAUGAGGGUGAUGGUGGGUGUCAUCAUUCUCUAUGACCACGUGCACCCUGUGGGAGCGUUCUGCAAGACAUCCAAGAUUGAUAUGAAAGGCUGCAUAAAGGUAUUGAAGGAACAAGCUCCGGACAGUGUGGAAGGGUUGCUGAAUGCCCUCAGGUUCACUACAAAGCACUUGAAUGAUGAGUCGACUUCCAAACAGAUUCGAGCAAUGCUUCAGUAGAGCCCCGCUCCAAAAAGAGGAUCUCUGUGCUGACCUCAGAAGAUGUAUAUGUUUACAUAAUUUAAUACAGAUUGAUGUUAAUACUUGUGUAUUUACAUAACCAUUUCCUUCUUGUCACUGAAAUAUAUGGACCAUAAUUUGUAUCCUGACUGACUCAACCCAGCAGAGCAUAAAUUGACUUGAGAGCC